UUCGUCUCUUAUCAAGGAAAUCGAUAUAGAAAUCGUUACUGCUAUUGUGUCUAGGAUGAACAAAGGAGACAAUCUCAAGUCAAGGAUAGGAAUAAUGCUCCCUGUGUCAUCCAAGUAGACUAUGCUCUCCGAGUUUGGAGGCGACUUCGCUAGAGCGCAUCAUUUUCCAGUAUCUGACACUGGCUUCGCUGGGCCUGAGUUCCACAAUGAUACAUAUGUUUGAAAGGUUGGCCAAAUCACGUCGAUGGGUCUGCACGGUAAGCAAUCUCCCUGACGGGGUCGGCGACAAGAUUAUAUCAGAUGUAAGACGAGGCUAUUCUUGGGCCUCCAUUGACAGCCCGAAGUUCAUGUUUAUACAUAUACAUCAUGUUGCUUAAGGUACUGAUGUUCAAACACGUCUGUCAUGCGUUUAAAGUACUCUACUGGCCCUUGGGAUGGCUAGCUGAUGCUGGGGUUAGCUGCUCCAAUGUACCGUCUGCUGCGUGACCAGGCGCAACCUAAAGUGCAUCGCGCCGGCGCUUACGAUUUCUCACUUUGCGGCCUAAAUGAUACGCCACCUCUAUCCGC
This is a messenger RNA of Gamsiella multidivaricata, 567 nucleotides long. RefSeq lists its product as uncharacterized. The coding region runs from base 207 to 377 and encodes 56 amino acids. The transcript has 2 exons. Lineage: Eukaryota; Fungi; Mortierellomycota; Mortierellomycetes; Mortierellales; Mortierellaceae. The record is from RefSeq and is a predicted model, not a curated record.